CACGUGACCGUUUUCCUGGCUCGCGGUUGUGGCACAAAUCGUGAUUUUCGAGGCUCUUUCUCUAUGGACUAUAACGGGGAAAAACGGACAAAGACGCAUAUUUACAAAUCUUAAAAUUGGAUGUGUUAAAUUGUUUUGUUCUGGGGGUUCUUUCGGCAAUUGAGGAGCCGCUUUCAUAGGAGCUGCCGUUUAGUUUUUACUACGGGGUUUGUUUACCACAUUUCAACUUGGUUGAGCCGUCGGAGAUGAGUGGUCCCGAGGUAGUGAAGACGCCGGGGGGUGGGGCUCCGGGGAAGGAAGGCAAGGAGCCUGUAGCAAAUGGGCAUCCAGGAGAGGGGGAUCAGGGAGGAGACGAUCCCUUUGCUGAGUACAUGUGGAUGGAGAACGAGGAUGUUUACAACAGACAGGUUGAAGAGGAGUUGUUGGAGCAGGAGUUCUUGGAGCGUUGUUUCCAGGAGAUGUUGGAUGAGGAGGACCAGGAUUGGUUCAUCCCGGCCAGGGACCUCCCCUCGGGGGUGGGUCAGAUCCAGCAGCAGCUUAAUGGCCUGUCAGUCAGCGAUGGAGGAAACGCAGAGGAGAUGGCGAGGAAGAGCAACUUGAACCCCGAUGCGAAGGAGUUCAUUCCAGGAGUGAAAUACUAGGAGUCCCCCUCACCCCCAGGGAGCGCCCACGCACACACAAGCACGAUCUCACACACCCUCGCAGAGACUCUGGCGGCCUCGUCCGGAACACACACACACACACACACACGAACAACACACACAGGUCCAGGGCGUGUAGGUAGAAACCCAUAGGAGGGUGGGGGGACUUUUAUUUUGAUUUUCUGUUUGUUUGAUGGUUAACUAAGGGACAGGGUGGGGGGUGUCAGUAUGAAUAAAACCCUAUCGAGGGAGCUGCUGCUCCAUGUACACUGUAAAGGUAGUGUCUCAAAUUGCACGCUAUUCCCUAUGUAGUGCACUACUUUUGACCAGGGCCCAUGGGCUUGAGUCCAUAGGGAACAGGGUACCUUUUCGGAUGCACACCGAGACGUACAUAUACAGAGUAACGAGAAACUCUGAGAUUUACCGACCUUUUUCACGGUUGCCAUGUUGGCACCUAAAAACUCCAUGAUAUUGCAACAGGCAAAUCGCAAAUGACACCCCGUUCCACCUUCAUUGUGCACUAUCUGGUCCAAAGUAGUGCACUACAUAGGAAAUAGGGUGCCAUUUUGAGAUCUGCAUUUAUACUUUUCAUGGCUGCCAUGUUUGUGCCGGAAUGUUCCACAACAUUACCAUUCUAAUUGGAAUCCAACUAAGAAUGUUCUUGUUGCUAUAGAAUGACCCGGUGCCAACAUGGAUGACAGACAGUUGUCCGUUCUAGAACUCUGUACAUCUACGUACCUCUGGUAACAAUAUGACAUCAUAAUGACUCUGUUCAAUAGGUCGUUAUCAAUAAAAUGUCACAAUACGGUGCAGAGGUUUUGAAUUGCUUGCUGAGGGGGCAAGGAGACUCCUAGCUCCACUUAAACCGUUGACAACUGCGUGCCGUUUUCAAGGGAUUGUUAAAUAAAUGUUAACUAUUUGGUUGUAAAUAUCAUCUCCUCUUGAAGCCCAGAGUCAAAAAUACAAACUUCAGAUUAUCCCACAUUUGCCUUUAUCAUCAGUUCUAAAUUAACUGCAUACUUUCCGUGAUCAGUAAACAUCAACUGAUCGUGGAAUUUCAGAUACGUGAGGGUAGCCUCACGAUAUAUAUCAAUAUUGACCACCAUUGAUUGGAUAUUUGAGCGAUAGAAAGGAGAGCUAUUACCUGACAAGUAUGAGUGGUUUAGGUUAAUUUCCCAUCAGUUGUGGGCUCUGCCUGUCAAGCAGCAGAAGGGGGCAUUUGCAGAUGUACUGUUGUUUUGAUAAUGUUUACUUUGCUAGCUACUGGUAGAAACGUUGUACAGUUGGCUAAACAUAGUGGUAAGUAGACCUAAUGUACUUUUUUCCCCCAACCAACAUAGGCCUACCUAGUAACGUUAGCUAACAUUAUCCCCUUUACAACAUUGUUUUUAAGAGUGUUUUAAUCCCUAUUGCUGCUGACAGAUGUGAGAAUAAAUUGAUGUAACGCGUCAAUGUGGCUAGCUAACGGCAGAUUGCGUCAAUGUGGCUAGCUAACGGCAGAUUGCGUCAAUGUGGCUAGCUAACGGCAGAUUGCGUCAAUGUGGCUAGCUAACGGCAGAUUGCGUCAAUGUGGCUAGCUAACUUUCAGUGUAUUAACUAGAUUGCUAUAUCCAGAUAUUGUUUGAUUUGCUUGUCCUCUAGUGGAGGUGACCGUAGUCCACUUUAUCAAGAUGAGGACUCGUCCAUGUCAAGCUCUUUCCACAAGCCUAAUCUCUGAUGAAGAAAGCUAAAUUAUGUUGUCUGAAUCUAUUUUGCUACAUGCCAAAUUAAUAGGCUACUCUCACAUAUAAAAAAAAAAAAUACAUGAUCAAUUGAUGUUUAUUGACCAUGAGAGCACGCAGUUACUUGCUGUAUAUCUCUUGACUAUGCUCUUCAAGAGUUGAUGAAAACGGUUAUUUAACAAUCCCUAAAAAUGGCACAUAGUUGUCAAUGGUUUUAGCGGAGCUAGGGGUCUCCUUGCCCCCCCGAGCAGCCAACUCGAACACUCUGCACUGGAUUGAUGUUUUCAUUGAUAACGGCCUACAGACCUGCCUAAAUUUCCUCUUAUGACAUCAUAAACACUCUCUGUGUAGAGCGGUUUUUAUUCCUCAUGGGUCUGGUUCCAAACCAGUUACUCCUCUCCUAUCCCCUAACCCCUUGUGGGUGAAAAGAUUGAGGUUCCAGCCCCCAUAUCAGAACCUGGAUCUGAAAGGUAGGUCGUGUAUGGGGAGCAUUUGGACCCUUUUGAUGGUUCUAAGUGAACAAGGGUGUAGGGGUUAGGGUAUUUUAGAGUUUGGAACGAGGCUGUUCUCUCUGGCUUGCAUCUCAAAUGGCACCCUGUUCCCCGUACAGUGUUCUACUUUUAACCAGAACCCUACGGGCUCAGGUCAAAAGUAGUGCACUAAAUAAGGAACAGGGUCCCGUUUGGGACGCGGCCUCUCAGUACUGAAAGAAUGGAAGCAUCAUGUUGAACUCUUGUUGGUUCAAUCGUGUUUAUAUAAACACCUGAUCAGGCUCUGUUUUAAAAUUUAAAUCUCAUUUAUUUUGUCUUUCGAGGAGCAAAGUUGUUUUGUCUCUCUUGGGUUGCCGCAGCCUGUGGUCAAAACGGGAAUUGGAAAUGAAUUCCAAAAUGGCACCCAUAUUCCUUUGUAUAGUGCCCUACUUCUGAUCAGGGCCCAUGGGGCUCCCAGUGGUAGUGCACCACAUGGGCAAUAGGGUGCCAUUUUGGGGUUCAUACUUGUCUGUCUUUAGCUCAGUGUCUAGGGGAGGUUCAAAUGAAUGGGCGGGACUUGAGGUCAAGUUGACUAAUCACAGGCCACGUGCAUGCUGAGUCAACCAAUAAGAAUUGUCCGCCGAGUGGAUUUACAUAAAUCAUUUUCUUUUUUGUGAUUUUUGAGUUGGAAAGUCCUGACAACACAAAGUAUGAAUUUCAAUACAAAAAAAAAGAUUAAUAAAGAUGAAAAAAUGCA
This is a messenger RNA of Oncorhynchus masou masou (cherry salmon), 3589 nucleotides long. Its product is annotated as polyadenylate-binding protein-interacting protein 2B-like. Gene Ontology annotation, molecular function: mRNA regulatory element binding translation repressor activity. Gene Ontology annotation, biological process: negative regulation of translational initiation. Gene Ontology annotation, cellular component: cytoplasm. The transcript has 4 exons. Bases 246 to 641 code for a protein of 131 amino acids. Lineage: Eukaryota; Metazoa; Chordata; Actinopteri; Salmoniformes; Salmonidae. The record is from RefSeq and is a predicted model, not a curated record.